This is a messenger RNA of Didymosphaeria variabile, 2094 nucleotides long. RefSeq lists its product as uncharacterized. The transcript is spliced from 3 exons. Lineage: Eukaryota; Fungi; Ascomycota; Dothideomycetes; Pleosporales; Didymosphaeriaceae. Bases 1 to 2094 code for a protein of 697 amino acids. The record is from RefSeq and is a predicted model, not a curated record.
AUGGCUGUCGUGAAUCCGGACUGGGACUAUGAAAUAAAAGAUUUAAAACAUGCGCUGCGAACGAAAGACCUCGAGCUCAGCCUGGAGCGCAGCAAGCACUCAGUUGACAUAGUUGCGAAAGAUGAAGACAUUAGAAAGCUGCGGGUCAGCCAGUGCCUUCUGCGAGAUGAGAAUGGCGACCUGCACGAGCAGCUAGAAGAGGAACAGGCGCGUUCUGAUGGUCUGGAGAACGAGCUCAACGAAGCCCUUGCUCAGUUGGAUGAGCAAGCGGCUGCUGCUGAGCUAGCGCAAAACCAAAUUCGCACCCAGGCCCGGGAAGUCGCGAACCUAAAGGCCGAGCUCAAAGCAAUGGAAAACAUCACUUCCGAUUCGAAUAAGAUCCUUUCCGAGAAGCUCGCCCUUACCCGCGAAAUCUCCUCGCUUCGCCCCGAAGUCGAACACCUGCGCGCGCAGGUCGAAUCGAACGACGGCCUGCUUGCUGAGAAGCUUUCCCUGCAGCGGCAAUUGACCACAAUCCAGGUUGAACUCGAGAACGAAAAGCGCACAUCGGCGCGUGCCCUCGCAAAGCAAGGAAAGAAGAUGGAACAGGACGAGGAUCUCCGAGGACAGAUGGAGGAGCUGCGCAAUGAGCUGGCCAAGGAGAAGAAGGACCGCUUCAAAGCUGAGGCAGCAUUGGCCAAGGCCGAAAAGGCUACUGAGCAGGCACAGGCUGAUCUAGAGUCGCAGGAACAGGUGAUGGAACGCGCACAAGCCAAGCUGGACAAGGCCGAAAAGAAGGAAGCUCAAAAGGCGAACAGGCGGGAUGAGGAACGCGAGGCGGAAGUCGAGCAGCUACGUGAGGAACUAGCACGAGAGAAGAGCGCCCGGGCAGCUGCUGAGAAGGCCAAUGCAAUUGUCAGCGAGCGCGAUGCGCAGUUAGAGGAGCUCCAGCAGCAACUCGACCAGGAGAAACGCGAGCGUCAGAAACUUGAGAAAGCCAACAAGAAGAGCCAGCAGGGCAGCCAACAAUCCGAUGGAAAAGCCGAAGAUAUGAAGACGGAGCUCGAGGAGGCCAAGCGGGAGCGGAAGCAGCAAGAAAAGGAAUACACCAAGACCCUCUCCGACCUGCAGAACAAGAACGCCAUUCUCGACGAUAAGCUGAGCGCUUUCCGGGAGAAGCUACGUUCCACCAAAGAGAAGCUCAAGCAGAAGGAGGAAGAACUGGAGCGCGCCGAGCGAGCCCAAACCGCGCCGCCUGCCAAAGCCGUUCGCGAGACGUCCGUCAAACCCGCAAAGAACGUGCGGAAGCGCAUGGCCGCCUCGGUCGAGCCAGAGACCAACCUGGGGACACCAGGUAACGGCAUCCCAGCGAAGAAGACUAGACGCGGAAUAUCGGCCACGGCCAUUGGCGACACGUCCAACUUUUCACUGACACCCUUCCUCAACCGCACUGCUAUCAGCGUGCCCGGCGAGACGAUCAUUGAGGAGGAAGAUGACGAAAAGGCCAGCACCGACGCCGCUGAGGAAGCAACCUCGAUGGCACCACCCAAGAAAGCAGCAGCACCACCCAAGAUCAAGGCCCUCGUACCGUCAGCAUCCAACAAGGCAAACGCUAAACCCGGCACCCGAAAGAAGACCAGCGCGCCCAUUCUUGACGUCGUUGCUGAAGAAGCCUCUCACCUCUCGACCAAGGACAACUCUGAAAACUUGUUACCCGCCGUUACCGUGCCGCUCAAGACCACCGAUGGUCCGUCCAAAGAGCCUACAAAGUCGAAGCUUGUCCCCAAAAUCAAGCCACGUAAAUCGCUCAUGUCUUUUGCGACCUUCAUUGACGAGCCUGCCGCCGAGAAGAAAAAGAAGCGCAAACUGGGGGCAGGUGGACUUGGAAAGACGCUUUUCGACGAUGACGAGGAGGCUGACGAAGAUGCCCCGGCCAAGCCAAAGAGUAGCAAGGGCCUCUUUGCUGCGAGGGCGCUGGGGAAGGCCGGGUUGGGUAAGGGGAUUGGACGGCCAAUAAGUGGGGGCUACAACAUGAUGUCCGAUGAAGGGUUCACAUUUUCGCCGCUGAAGAAGGACAGGAGGGCAGGUGGUCCCGGUGCAAGCUUCCUGAAGUGA